Molecule: messenger RNA, 363 nt
Organism: Vairimorpha ceranae
Lineage: Eukaryota; Fungi; Microsporidia; Nosematidae
Product: 40s ribosomal protein s17
Exons: 2
Coding region: 1-363 (120 amino acids)
Biological process (GO): translation
Cellular component (GO): ribosome
Molecular function (GO): structural constituent of ribosome
Source: RefSeq, a predicted model, not a curated record
AUGGGAAAUAUUCGUAAUCGAGUUAUUAAAAGAGCAGCUAGACAGAUUGUUGAAAAACACUUUUUAAGUCUUGAUAAGACAUUUGAAGAUAACUUACUAGUUGUACAAGAUGUAGCACUUGUUCAAUCUAAAAAAGUAAGAAACCAGAUUGCUGGAUAUGUAACUCACUUGUACAAGUGCAUUCUUAAAGGAACAGCUAAGAAGUUAUACAUUAAGAGCCAUGAAGAUGAAAGAGAAAAAAAAGAAAAUGUCAUGCCUAAAGACUCAAUUAUGGAUUGCGAUACCAUAGAAGUAGAUGCUGUUACUAUGGACAUGCUUAAUAAAAAUGAGUAUAGGGGAAAUUUCAAGCUUAUAACUUAUUAA